GGGUCCCCUGACAGCACGCUUUAGGUGGCCCGGCCUUCGUCUCUCUCCCCACGUCAACGACGACCACAAGCAAAAAGCUUCCGCCUUCGCUAAGACGCCACUAACGCUUGCUGUCGUAUUAAACCGGCCCUCUCUGCCUCUCUCAACUUUCAACUCUACACUCUUUGCUCGCUCUCCAUAACCCUAUUCACAAUGGCUGAUUCUCUUACCGAAGAGCAGGUCUCUGAGUUCAAGGAGGCCUUCUCUCUCUUUGACAAGGACGGCGAUGGCCAGAUCACCACCAAGGAGCUGGGCACUGUCAUGCGCUCUUUGGGACAGAACCCCUCCGAGUCAGAGCUGCAGGACAUGAUCAACGAGGUCGAUGCCGACAACAACGGAUCCAUCGAUUUCCCUGAGUUCCUUACCAUGAUGGCACGAAAAAUGAAGGACACUGAUUCCGAGGAGGAGAUCCGAGAGGCUUUCAAGGUCUUUGACCGUGAUAACAACGGCUUCAUCUCAGCUGCUGAGCUGCGCCAUGUCAUGACAUCUAUUGGCGAGAAGCUCACCGACGACGAGGUCGAUGAGAUGAUUCGCGAGGCUGAUCAGGAUGGUGAUGGCCGAAUUGAUUACAACGAGUUUGUUCAGCUCAUGAUGCAAAAAUAAGGGACUGUGUUUGGAGUUAUUUGCGACUAAGCCAACUGUUGAGCCUUGUUAGAGGCCAUGGAUAUGGUUAAUUCUUAUGGCGAGACCCAGUUGUUAGCACGCACACAACCUGUUUUUUCUUUAAGAAAAUCAACGAGUUGAUUUUAUUCCCUAUACUGUCAAAUCUACAAGCGAUUCUCGAAAUUGCUGGCCUGUCGAAAGAGUCGUGAUGUUCAAUUCUGGUAGCAGUCUAGGUAGAUACCCUGGGCCUUUCUAUGGAUACCAUCAAGUUAUAAACCAGCGGCUUGCCGCGUACGCGC
Molecule: messenger RNA, 941 nt
Organism: Trichoderma atroviride IMI 206040
Lineage: Eukaryota; Fungi; Ascomycota; Sordariomycetes; Hypocreales; Hypocreaceae
Biological process (GO): spindle pole body organization
Cellular component (GO): central plaque of spindle pole body
Molecular function (GO): calcium ion binding; enzyme regulator activity
Source: RefSeq, a predicted model, not a curated record